Molecule: messenger RNA, 4494 nt
Organism: Callithrix jacchus (white-tufted-ear marmoset)
Lineage: Eukaryota; Metazoa; Chordata; Mammalia; Primates; Cebidae
Gene: EPHB4
Product: EPH receptor B4
Biological process (GO): protein phosphorylation; axon guidance; ephrin receptor signaling pathway
Cellular component (GO): dendrite; plasma membrane
Molecular function (GO): ATP binding; protein binding; transmembrane-ephrin receptor activity
Source: RefSeq, a predicted model, not a curated record
UUCCCUCCCUCCCGGGCCCGACGCCGCCCGGCCCAGUCCCCGCGCUGCUCAGCCCCGGCCCGGCCCGCCUGGCCCCGCGCCGCAGUCUCCCUCCCUCCCGCUCUGUCCCCGCUCGGGCUCCCACCCUCCCCGCCCGAGAGGAGAGCAGUCGGCCCGGCGGCGCGAAUAGCGCCACUCCUGGGAGGGGGGGAGACCGCGAGCGGCCGGCUCAGCCCCCGCCAGCCGGGGCGGGACCCUGAGGCCCGGGAGGGACCCCAACUCCAGCCACGUCUCCCUGCGCGCCGGCCCGGCGUGGCCACUGCCAGCACGCCCCGGGCCCGCCGCCGGUGCGCGCGGAGUAGACGCGGGGCCACACUUGGGCGCCUCACCCGGUGCCCCGCGCGCUCGCAUGGGCCCGCGCUGAGGGCCCCGACGGAAAGUCCCGCGCGGAGAAUCGGCGUCCACUCGCCCAAGGAGAAUCAGAGCUGGGGGGGCGAGGGCCCCCCAAACUCGGAUCGGAUCCUAACCGAGUGAGGCGGCGCCAUGGAGCUCCGGGCGCUGCUCUGCUGGGCUUCUCUGGCCGCUGCUUUGGAAGAGACCCUGCUGAAUACAAAAUUGGAAACUGCUGAUCUGAAGUGGGUGACGUUCCCUCAAGUUGAUGGGCAGUGGGAGGAGCUGAGCGGCCUGGAUGAGGAGCAGCACAGCGUGCGUACCUACGAGGUGUGUGAUGUGCAGCGCCCCCCGGGCCAGGCCCACUGGCUCCGCACAGGCUGGGUCCCACGGCGGGGCGCCGUCCACGUGUACGCCACGCUGCGCUUCACCAUGCUGGAGUGUCUGUCCCUGCCUCGGGCCGGGCGCUCCUGCAAAGAGACUUUCACCGUCUUCUACUAUGAGAGCGACGCUGACACGGCCACGGCCCUCACACCUGCCUGGAUGGAGAACCCCUACAUCAAGGUGGACACGGUGGCCGCCGAGCAUCUCACCCGGAAGCGCCCUGGGGCGGAGGCCACCGGGAAGGUCAAUGUGAAGACGCUGCGCCUGGGACCGCUCAGCAAGGCCGGCUUCUACCUGGCCUUCCAGGACCAGGGCGCCUGCAUGGCCCUGCUGUCCCUGCACCUCUUCUACAAGAAGUGUGCCCAGCUGACUGUGAACCUGACCCGCUUCCCGGAGACCGUGCCUCGGGAGCUGGUCGUGCCCGUGGCCGGGAGCUGCGUGGUGGAUGCCGUCCCCGCCCCUGGCCCCAGUCCCAGCCUCUACUGCCGUGAGGACGGCCAGUGGGCCGAGCAGCCGGUCACGGGCUGCAGCUGUGCUCCGGGGUUCGAGGCAGCUGAGGGGAACACCAAGUGCCGAGCCUGUGCCCAGGGCACCUUCAAGCCCCUGUCUGGAGAAGGGUCCUGCCAGCCAUGCCCAGCCAACAGCCAUUCUAACACCAUCGGAUCAGCUGUCUGCCAGUGCCGCAUUGGGUACUUUCGGGCACACACAGACCCCCGGGGUGCGCCCUGCACCACCCCUCCCUCGGCUCCACGGAGCGUGGUUUCCCACCUGAACGGCUCCUCCCUGCACCUGGAGUGGAGCGCCCCCCUCGAGUCAGGCGGCCGAGAGGACCUCACCUACGCUCUCCGCUGUCGGGAGUGCCGACCUGGAGGUUCCUGUGCGCCCUGCGGGGGAGACCUGACCUUCGAUCCCCGUACCCGGGACCUGGUAGAACCCUGGGUGAUGGUUCGAGGCCUGCGUCCUGACUUCACCUAUGCCUUUGAGGUCACUGCGUUGAACGGGGUGUCCUCCUUAGCCACAGGGCCCGUCCCAUUUGAGGCUGUCAAUGUCACCACGGACCGAGAGGUACCCCCUGCAGUAUCCGACAUCCGGGUGAUGAGGUCCUCACCCAGCAGCUUGAGCUUGGCAUGGGCUGUUCCCCGGGCACCUAGUGGAGCUGUGCUGGACUACGAGGUCAAGUACCAUGAGAAGGGCGCCGAGGGUCCCAGCAGCGUGCGGUUCCUGAAGACAUCAGAAAACCGGGCAGAGCUGCGGGGGCUGAAGCGGGGAGCCAGCUACCUGGUGCAGGUGCGGGCACGCUCUGAGGCCGGCUACGGGCCCUUCGGCCAGGAGCAUCACAGCCAGACCCAACUGGAUGACGGAGUCUUGCACGGGCUGGAGUAUAGUGGCGAGAUCUCGGCUCACUGCAACCUCUGCCUCCUGGGUUCGAGCGAUUCUCCUGAUUUGGCCUCCCGAGUAGCUGGGAUUGCAGAGAGCGAGGGCUGGCGGGAGCAGCUGGCCCUGAUCGUGGGCACAGCGGUUGUGGGUGUGGUGCUGGUCCUGGUGGUCAUUGUGGUCGCUGUUCUCUGCCUCAGGAAGCAGAGCAGCGGGAGAGAAGCCGAAUAUUCGGACAAACACGGACAGUAUCUCAUCGGGCAUGGUACUAAGGUCUACAUCGACCCCUUCACUUACGAAGACCCUAACGAGGCCGUGAGGGAAUUUGCAAAAGAGAUCGAUGUCUCCUACGUUAAGAUUGAAGAGGUGAUUGGCGCAGGUGAGUUUGGUGAGGUGUGCCGGGGGCGGCUCAAGGCCCCCGGGAAGAAGGAGAGCUGUGUGGCCAUCAAGACCCUGAAGGGCGGCUACACGGAGCGGCAGCGGCGGGAGUUCCUGAGCGAGGCCUCCAUCAUGGGCCAGUUUGAGCACCCCAAUAUCAUCCGCCUGGAGGGUGUGGUCACCAACAGCAUGCCCGUCAUGAUUCUCACGGAGUUCAUGGAGAAUGGUGCCCUGGACUCCUUCCUGCGGCUAAACGACGGACAGUUCACGGUCAUCCAGCUGGUGGGCAUGCUGCGGGGCAUCGCCUCAGGCAUGCGGUACCUUGCUGAGAUGAGCUACGUGCACCGAGACCUGGCUGCCCGCAACAUCCUAGUCAACAGCAACCUCGUCUGCAAAGUGUCUGACUUUGGCCUUUCCCGAUUCUUGGAGGAAAACUCUUCCGAUCCCACCUACACAAGCUCUCUGGGAGGAAAGAUUCCCAUCCGAUGGACAGCCCCGGAAGCCAUUGCCUUCCGGAAGUUCACUUCUGCCAGUGAUGCCUGGAGUUAUGGGAUUGUGAUGUGGGAGGUGAUGUCAUUUGGGGAGAGGCCGUACUGGGACAUGAGCAAUCAGGACGUAAUCAAUGCUAUCGAACAGGACUACCGGCUGCCCCCACCCCCAGACUGUCCCACCUCCCUCCACCAGCUCAUGCUGGACUGUUGGCAGAAAGAUCGGAAUGCCCGGCCCCGCUUCCCCCAGGUGGUCAGCGCCCUGGACAAAAUGAUCCGGAACCCUGCCAGCCUCAAAAUCGUGGCCCGGGAGAAUGGCGGGGCCUCACACCCUCUCCUGGACCAGCGGCAGCCUCACUACUCAGCUUUUGGUUCUGUGGGCGAGUGGCUUCGGGCCAUCAAGAUGGGAAGAUACGAAGAAAGUUUUGCAGCCGCUGGCUUUGGCUCCUUCGAGCUGGUUAGCCAGAUCUCUGCCGAGGACCUGCUCCGAAUCGGAGUCACUCUGGCGGGCCACCAGAAGAAAAUAUUGGCCAGUGUCCAGCACAUGAAGUCCCAGGCCAAGCCGGGAGCCCCGGGUGGGACAGGAGGACCAGCCCCGCAGUACUGACCUGCAGGAACUCCCCACCCCAAGAACGCGGCCUCCCCAUCUUUCUGGGGCAGAAUGGGGACUCCUAGAGGCCCCCAGCCCUGCGCCCCGCUGGAUUGCACUUUGAACCCGUGGGGUGGGGAGUUGGCAAUUUGGAGAGAGAGAAUUUGGGGGUUCUGCCAUACAGGAGUGGAACAUCACCCCUCAUCCCCCUUGGGGAACUCUAGACCAAGGGUGAACGCGCCUUUCCCUCGGGACUGGGUGUGACCAGAGGGAAAAGGAACACCCAUCAUCUCCCGGCCUCCCCAGGUGCCCCCCCACUCAUCUUGACGGGUGUGUUCCCGUAGACCAAAGAGAGCAUGACUCCCUUGCCAGCUCCAGAGUAGGGGGCUGUCCCAGGGGCAAGAAGAGGGGUCAGGCCCCCGUGACAAAAUCAUUGGGGUUUGUAGUCCCAACUUGCUGCUGUCACCACCAAACGCAAUCAUUUUUCUCCCUUGUAAAUGCCCCUCUCCCAGCUGCUGCCUUCAUAUUGAAGGUUUUUUGAGUUUUGUUUUUGGUCUUAAUUUUUCUCCCCGCCCCUUUCUGUUUUCUCGUUUCAUUUUUCUAUGGUCCUUGUCAUAACUCUGUGUUGGAGGGAACCUGUUUCACUAUCACCUCCUUUGCCCACGUUGAAACAGGGACCCAUCUUGUCUGUUUCCAAAAGAGUGCCUUGGUCAUGCCACCUCCCCGACCCCCCUGGGACCCCCAAGCUGUGUCCAUGAAGGGGUGCGGGCUGAGGUAGUGAAAGGGGUGGUAGGUGGUGGUGGAACCCAGAAACUGACGCUGGUGCUUGGAGAGGGUUCUUAAAUUAUAUUUAAAAAAACAAUUUUUUGUAUAAAUAAAAGAAAAUGGGACAAGUCCCAGCUCCAGGGGUGA